UACACGUGUUCCGGUCGAACUUGCGUAAGUGCAUAUUACAUAUAUUCUCGGUCGUUCUUCUUACGAAACUCGUGUUUAUUUUGUCUGAAAGACUCACCAAAGGAGGAAACUCUCGCCAGGAUAACAUGUUUUCCACAGCUCUGCAACCACAGGUUGUGACUGUAUUGACUCAGUUCUCUUCCCAACUGAGUGGAGCUCGGGCCUCAUCUACAGAGAGUUGGAGUCGAAAUAAUCAUCGCAGAAAUCAUCGGCAAAAGUCAUGGAAACGAGAGGACAGGUCAGCCGAGAGCGAUGUACGACAGAUGGAACAGCUGAUAAAUCUACUCAACUUGGAAUAUCUGCCUAAGAAUUUGUCAGCCCUAGAGUUAUGCCCCUUGACAAGUCCUCAUGUUGAUAGACUGGGGAUAGAGAAGUAUACUUCAUCGCCAACUUUCUUUGAGAACAAAUAUGGUUUUGGGGACACUAGUUUUGAGAGACCUGUGCAAACUCCUACAGUUUGGAGACCUAAGCUUUUCCUACAACCUCAAAAAGCUGGUAAUGGUAUGUCAAUACGUCAGUUUCAUGUUAGAAGGACCACUGGAGGGGAUUUGGAAAGGCAGGAUUUGAAUGAUAUCAAGAAAACUUUAGAGAAAUUUGAAUCACGACAACAGGCAAUGUUAAAGGAGUUUGCUGGUUCUAAGACCCAGUCGAGUGUGGAUUUGAUGAAGACACAGCACAUUAAGGGACUGGAGGAGAAAUACCAGGCUAUCCUUCAGCUGAUGAAGGAAGAGAAGACUCAGAAAUCGCAGUCCAAGUACUUCAACACCUUCCUGUUACACCUGCUGAAGGCUCUAGGCUUCAUUGGCAUCAUUAUAUUGUUCUACAGAUCGUCUGCACUCAUGACUAACAAGAAGACAUUCAGCAUCGUUGAAAAGGACCAGGUCAAGGAAGCGUUUGAAGACGUACAGGGAAUGGAUGAAGUCUUAGAGGACAUGAAAGAUGUGGUGAAAUUCCUGCAGAAUCCUCAGACUUUUACAGAUGUUGGUGCCAAGAUUCCUAAAGGAAUUUUGUUAGACGGACCCCCAGGGGUCGGCAAGACGAUGUUAGCUCGAGCUGUAGCAGGCGAGGCAGGAGUCCCCUUCAUUUAUGUAGCAGGCUCCGAGUUUGAGGAGAUUUUUGUUGGAGUUGGUGCAAAAAGAGUUAGAGAAUUAUUUGCAACAGCGAAGAAGAUCUCACCAUGCAUCGUGUUUGUUGAUGAAAUUGACAGUUUGGCGGCUAAGAGAACUUCUAGUCCAUACGUCCACCCAGCGGCCAACCAGUGCCUCAACCAGUUACUGACGGAAUUAGAUGGAUUUGAGCAAUCCACAGGGAUCAUUUUGAUAGGAGCAACAAACAGGAAAGACGUUAUUGAUCCGGCCAUGCUGAGACCAGGGCGAUUUGACAUGCACAUUUCUGUGGAUAGGCCUGACCAAAAGGGCAGGGAGAAGCUGUUCCAGCUCUAUCUAGGCAAAGUGCGGAGUGACACAGCUGUAAAUGUGGAGAAUUUGGCUAAAGGCUGUGUCGGCAUGACAGGGGCGGACAUUAGUAAUCUUGUGAACCAGGCAGCACUGAAGGCGGCUAAGGACGGGGCGGACAUCGUGGGGAUGAGUCACCUGGAGUACGCUAAGGACAAAAUUCUCAUGGGUACAGAGAAGAAGACACGAACACCGGACGAGGAGGCUAACUGGGUCACGGCGAUACAUGAAGCGGGACACGCUAUCGUGGGGCUGGAGUCGAAGUCGUCUGCCUCCAAAGUCUACAAAGCCACGAUCAUGAAGCGAGGCCAAGCUCUAGGCCAUACUCAGUUUUUGCCUGAGAAGGAGGAAUACACUCACAGCCGAGUCCAGCUGAUGGCACAGAUGGACAUCGCGAUGGGAGGUCGGGUCGCGGAGGAAAUCAUGUUCGGAACCGACAAAGUCACAACAGGAGCUGCCUCAGAUUUCAGCCAGGCGACCAGGAUAGCUAAGAGUAUGGUCAUGUUGUAUGGAAUGUCCGAGACGCUUGGAGCCCGUGUGUAUACAGAGGAGGAUCUAACUUUAUUGAGUUCACACAUGAGAAAAGAAAUUGACGAUGAAGUCAACAAACUUCUACAGGAUUCCUAUUGCAGAGCGAAAACACUUCUUACUAGUAAAAAGGACAACCUGAAGAGACUGGCAGAAAACUUGAUGAAAUAUGAGACUUUAAAUAUGGAAGAAAUCAGCGAGGUCAUGGCUGGGAAAGAAGUUGUUCGAACAUGACAAGGGCAUUGUGAGAUCCAGUAACAUUGUAACUCUGUUGGAGUGUGGAGAUGUGAGAGAUCAUGUGAUUGUUGGAAGGAAUUUCAUUGGCUGAAUGCUGUGUGUACAUGGAUUUUAUUGGUUGAGUUUUCAUAGGCUGAAUGCUGACUGUACAUAUAUCUAUGAAGUGAUACAGAUUUUUUAAUUCAUCGAAAAUCAUCAAAUUUUGUGACUGGCUCCGCCUGAGUGAGCGUUUCUGAUAAUGAUUUUGUUUAUUGUCAUUGGAGUAUUUAUCAUUAUUCUACGGUUUUUAUUCCUUUUUAAUAACCACUUGCCAAACGCCCAGCAAACUUGAUACAAAGUGUCUUUUUAUAGAGGGUACUCAAGUUCAAAAGAAGGGCCGAGUUCAUGUCCAUGGGGAUAUGGCCAUGUUGUAGUAAGGAUAGUGUGGUGUGUGGGCAAAAACUCGUAGGAAACUCCUGGCACCAGGGCUCGAAAGCUUAGAUGAGCUCACUUUUUAUCCAAGUGUCAUUUUUUCGCUUCAUGUUCUUUAUAUAAAAGUGAUACUGAGAUCAAAAGUGAGCUUGUCUAAGUUUCAUGUCCUCAGAGACUGCUCCGGAAAAGUCGGAAGUAUUACAAGAUCGCUUCCUUACCUGUAAAGAUUUGGGUUUCUUUAAAGUACGAUGACAAGUAGAAAGGGGGGGGGGGUAAGAAAUUGGUAAAGAUAUCAAGGGUGGUAUGUGUCAGAUUAUAGAGUUUUACUUGGGGAAACAAAAGGAAUGUCUUCAAACAGUGUUCGUCUGGGGAGCUAUAAGGAAACAGACUGUUGAAUUCCAAGCAUCCUCAUGUUCUGUACAGCCAAGAAUGUGCACAUCAGAAGGUGUGGGCCUGGGCAGGUUCACAGUAAGGGGUUAUAUUUGUGUGGGCCUGGGCAGGUUGACAUUAAUGGGUUAUAUCUGUGUGGGUCUGGGCAGGUUCACAGUAAAGGGUUAUAUUUGUGUGGGCCUGGGCAGGUUCACAUUAAUGGGUUAUAUUUGUGUGGGCCUGGGCAGGUUUACAGAAAGGGGUUAUAUUUGUGUACUCUCUCCACUAGUGUACUGAAUUUGUUUUAACUUUCUGGAAAGGUGAGCUUUGUUGCCCAAGGUUUUUUUUUUUUAUAAAAUUCUAAAUGUGGAAAAUCAACUGUGCUGUAAUGUCUUCAAAGAAAAAAGUGGUUAACAGACAGCUGAAGACGGCACGCAUUAUUCGUUAAUCAUCAAAGAAAAAUUAUUUUUUCUGAGCAUUUCAUUCAUCAGACUUUUGUUUUUUCUAAGUUUCCUUGGGCAGUUUUACAGAUAUGGUUCAUUGUUUCGUGUGAAGUUAUUAGCAAACAUCUUGCAUCUGCUUUUUACAUGUGUUCGUUGUGUUUAUGUUCUGUACUGUUCGUACAGAUCCCAACGGUUAAGAUAUUUAUUUAAGAAUUAAGUUCGUUGGUUUCCUUGAAGCCAGGUUGCACUGAUUAUUUCUGACACAGAUUGCAUCAUCACAUAGAACACAUAAGCUGUUCAUGUUGAAAGGCCAAUGGUACAUGCCCUAAUCUAAACUUUUUAAUUUUCAUCUUUUAUCCAUAACAAAGACGUUUUCCUCAGCAUUGUUUCACGGCUAUAGUAUGUUUUUUAGGGAUGGGGUUUGGGUUGCAGCCACCCCAAACCAUGUGUAUUUAGAUUAAACAGGGACUUGUUUAAUAUCUUCAAUUAUGUAAGGGGUGAGAUCAAAAGUUCAAUGUUUGACUAAAAACUAAAUUCACUUCGUUUUCACCAAGAACCCCACCCACCCCACCCCUUCUUUUCAACUAAAUAUGACGAAUGUUGAAGCUUAUCAAUUGACAAAGUAAUGAAGGAAAAACAUACCAUUAUAAAUAACACUCUGUAUACCUAUUCUACUGUUUAUUCACAAAUAAAAAGGAACAUUAAAACUAUGUUCAAUAAAUUAUGAUAUUAUGUAGUUUUUUAAUUAACAGUUGCUUAUCUUUUUCUCUUUCCACUGAAGUGUAAUCGACGUUGGAUUACAGAAACUUAUGGGAGAUUUUAUCCCCUCCCAACUAUUCGAAUUUAGAUUUUUAUCCGACGUUGAUGUUUAAUGUUUACUAAAUAUGAUUCCAAUUAAUGGAGUCUGAACCCUACAUAGAAAACUGCUUGGUGGGGGCCAUGAUGGAUAGACGUGUGCCAUUUAUUUAUUAAAAAAAAAAAAUCUUUUGGACAGGUAUAAUGAUAUUCACGAUGGAACAUGGUCACUUGGAUAUUUUUCAAAAAUGAUGUUUUUUGAAAUGUUGUAAGGUUUUGGGUGCAUAUUUUGUGAUUUAUUAAGGCAUCUGUUCAACAGAGGCAGUCGUUGAAUAGUGUUAGACAUGCAUCAUGUUGUGUUUAUUGUUAUGUGUGUGUGUAUAUAUAUAUAUAUAUAUAUAUUUUUUUUUUUGCAAAUCUAUUGUAUUUGCAGAAAUACUUAUUGAAGAUGAAUUGAAAGAAAACGCUUUCAUGUACUGUGUCACGUCUUCAAGAAACACAAUGGAAAAUUGUACCUAUAUUAUUAUAAAAGAAAUUAUGUCAGAUUGACAGUAAUGUGGAAGGAAAUAUUUUGUCACCUUGUCAUGUUCAGGAGAAGGUUUUUUGUCUGAUACCUUUGAAAUAGUUCACUGAGACCUGUAAGAAUGUCAUCAUGUAAUACUGCCCACUCCAAUAAUUUAUCUGUAGAUAAGAAGGGGGGGUGUCAUUUUAUGAGGACUCCACAUAGAAACUUUUGUAAGGAGUCUUCUAGAACAUUCAAUAAAAGUUCACUAUCA
This is a messenger RNA of Ostrea edulis (European flat oyster), 5052 nucleotides long. RefSeq names its product ATP-dependent zinc metalloprotease YME1L1-like. The transcript has 21 exons. The record is from RefSeq and is a predicted model, not a curated record. Gene Ontology annotation, biological process: protein quality control for misfolded or incompletely synthesized proteins; mitochondrion organization. The coding region runs from base 126 to 2255 and encodes 709 amino acids. Lineage: Eukaryota; Metazoa; Mollusca; Bivalvia; Ostreida; Ostreidae. Gene Ontology annotation, molecular function: ATP-dependent peptidase activity; ATP binding; ATP hydrolysis activity. Gene Ontology annotation, cellular component: mitochondrial inner membrane.